Molecule: messenger RNA, 2129 nt
Organism: Ruditapes philippinarum (Manila clam)
Lineage: Eukaryota; Metazoa; Mollusca; Bivalvia; Venerida; Veneridae
Exons: 4
Coding region: 321-1157 (278 amino acids)
Cellular component (GO): plasma membrane
Source: RefSeq, a predicted model, not a curated record
GAGACCUUUUAAAAUGAUGCUAUGAAAGCAUAAAUAUUGUCGUCACAAAAUUCAAAUGAUGUCGUAUAAUUAUUUUAUUGAUCAGUAGUGAUUUAAUGAUUUAAUAAGUAUACAUAAACGCUUUUAAAGUGCUUUGAUAAGUUUUUCAUCUUUAGACGUUUGAGGGAUAUUUAACUUCUUCAAACGAGUUUUUCAGUAUGUUCGUAAUAUAACACUGUGACUUAACAUUUUUCGACGUGGUGAUUUUAUGUAAUUAUAAAAAUCACAAAUAAAAACGAUGCAGUACUCCGGAUAAAAAAUAUCAGAAAUAAACAAUAAAGAUGAAUAUUUUCGGGACAGCUACGGUAUGGGCAAAGAUAGCUCUGGUGCUCAUAAUCAUAUCACUUGCACUUCAUAUUGCUGGAUUUGCAACAACAUUCUGGCAACAGUCAGAAACUAUUCAAGAAAAUACCGUGUACGAUGUAGGAUUGUGGAAAGCACAGGAUUGUUCUGGAGGGCAUGGAUCACCUUGUGACAAGGUUGAUAUUCCAGAUUCGUUUAUCAACGGUUCGUUCAAGGCAGUUCAGGGGUUAGAAUGUUUUAUUCUGGUGUUGAUGUUUAUCAUUGUGUUGAUAGCAGCAGUUUAUGUGGCUACAGAGAGAUUUCGAGAGAUGGCCAUUGCUGUAGUUAUUGCUGUCAUGUGCUUUUUAACAGUCACAUUUGCUGUGAUAUCUAUGAUCAUUUGGGUGGCUCAAGUUCCUACAAACUACUACCUGGGUUACUCGUUCGGACUGUGUAUUGUCGCAUUUGUUCUGCUGUUUUUGGCGGGAAUUCUGAUGGUACCGGAUAUAAGAAAUUACCAGCAGCGUCGUGGACGUGAAGCCUUGAAAGUGAGACCAGAACACAGGCCGACGAUGAUUGAUAGACCAUCGAAAUACGACGAUAUGGGACGUCAUGAUUAUUCUUACAACAGAAAAUUCACACCCGAAACUCCUCAGACAAAUGUGAGGCACUAUUACAACCCAAACAGAGACUCUUAUAUACGGAGCCCUCCACCAGCAUAUAAGACAAUGCAAAGCCCGGAUCAAAGAUCAACUUACACCAAAUAUACGCGCACAGACAUACAGACACCUGAUGUUUACCUAGGCAGAGAUGGCAGAAAACCUAGGCGAUACUGAGAAGUAUCUUCAAAAAAUGAAAACAGACAAAUUGUUACUCUAUUUAUUGUUUAUUUUAUUAAUUUAUUCUGUUGGACCUGUGAAAGAUAUAUUAAAUGUUCAGGGUUUCAAACAAUGAAAACUGGCAAAUUGUUACUCUAUUUAUUGUUUAUUCUAUUAAUUUGUGGAAGAUAUAUUUAUUGUUCAGGGUUUCAAACAAUGAAAACUGGCAAAUUGUUACUCUAUUUAUUGUUUAUUUAUUCAUUUAUUCUAUCGGAACUGAGGAAGAUAUAUUUAAUGUUCAGGGUUUUAAACAAGAAAAUACCGUUUUAUUUUCAUUUCGGCACUGUGAUGACAUUAAGAUUUAACUGAAUAGAGCAUUUUUGUAAUUGAUAUGAAUUUCUCGAGUCAGCUUUGAAUUCCUCUGUUUGAAAUUAAAUUAUUUAAAUUGAGUUAUUUUCAUAAUUUAGCUUAUUUAUUUUCUUUCACUUCAUUAAAAUGAUUUAAAUACAUGCGGAUAGGUACUGUAUGACCAACAAUAACAUCUAGAUCGUAAGGUGUUUUUCUUUUUAUUUUAUCCCUUGUUGGUAAAAGAAUGAGCAAAAUACAGCAAAGCUAUUCAUUUUUGUGAUUGUCAUAAGUACAAAAGGUGUAACUUUUACUUUAUUUCAUUUGAAGUUGAAUAUAAAAAAGAAUCGUGUAAAUUUGUACUGUUACUGUUUUUUAAGUAUUCUUUAAGCAUAAAUAUUUCAUUAUGCAAUAUUAUGAUGGUUUUAUAUUGUUUCUGUACAUGUGUACAAAGACAUCUGUACAAAGACAUCUGUGCAAAGACAUCUGUACAAAGACAUCUGUACAAAGACAUCUGUGCUUGUCGGAUUUUGUAUAUUCAGAUUGAAGUGUUAGGAAUAACUACAAGAUUGUCACUAUUGUUAUGAAUGUUAUAUGACCAAUUUAUACACAUUGUAUGUACUGUAAAUAAACCUUUAUACCUUG